ACAAAAAAUAAUGACGUGAAAAUAAAAAGGUAUGAUAAAAUCAAAAAAAGCAUUAAAACAGUUAUUUUUUAGUUGAAUCUUUUUCGAAUCACGGUUUCAAAUUUCUAUUUUAUGACCCACUAAUAUAUGGUUGGGUUUCAAGUCAGGUCAUAAAUUGACAGUUGUAUGUCUAAACCAUCAUUUUAAUUUUACUUCCAUUUUGAGCUCAUAGUUUAGAUCUUACUAGUAUGUGGCAUGUAUAGUGUUCACUGGAGUCAUCGAAUCGAUUCCGAAUCAGAUGUUUCGGGUCGAUUCUUGUUUCUAUAUUGUUUUAUACAUGAUUACAAAUUCAUUUGAAGUCGGAUUUAGUUACAUAGUCGGUGAAUGCCAGGUGGUUAAUCUGUUUUUAACACCUCUAAUGACGACUGAAAUAGAUCCUUAAAAGCUUUCAUCUUCAACCUUGAGCUCAUCGUAAGAUCGACUAAUCCUUUGUUCCAUUUAGCCAAUGCUAAUUCAUCUUAUACGACGUCGUUCUAAUUACCCAUCCCAAUUCUCCAAUUGUUCGUAUUCAAUUCUCUCUCCUCUCUCCUCCUUCGCCGCCUCCGACACCGACACCGAAGCCGACGCCGCCGACGACCCAUCUUUCUCUCUCAUCCCGAAACCCCAAAACAAGAAAAAAUCUAAACAACUAAAAAAACCCAACAAAACCCCUAAUUUUCCUAUAAAGUCCGACUUACCUUUCGAUUUCCGGUACUCCUAUUCCGAAUCCGACCCGUCAAUUAACCCCAUUGGUUUUCGUGAACCACCCCGAUUCUCUCCGUUUGGGCCGGGUCGACUAGAACGGAAAUGGACUGGGACUUGUGCUCCGGUACCGAGGGAUGUGGAGGAGAAAGAAAAAUGGGACAAGGAAAAAGAACAAGUAUUGGGUGAACCAUUAUCAGAGGAAGAAAUAGCUGAGCUAGUUGAGAAGUAUCGUCACAAUGACUGUAAUCGCCAGAUUAAUAUCGGAAAGGACGGAGUUACACAUAAUAUGCUGGAUGACAUCCACAACCAUUGGCGAAGAGCUGAAGCCGUGAGAAUUAAAUGCUUGGGAUUACCAACUCUUGAUAUGGAUAAUGUUUGCUUCCAUCUUGAGGACAAAUCUGGUGGAAAGGUAAUCUAUCGCCAUCUUAAUGUUCUACUUCUGUAUCGAGGUAGGAAUUACGAUCCUAAAAAUAGACCUGUGAUUCCUUUGAUGCUUUGGAAGCCUCGUGCACCAAUAUAUCCCAAGCUUGUUAAGAAUGUUGCUGAUGGCUUGACGUUUGAAGAAACCAAAGAAUUGAGGAACAAGGGGCUUAAGUCUUCUGCGCUCAUGAAACUUACUAGGAACGGUGUGUAUGUCAACGUCGUGCAAAGAGUGCGGGAUGCCUUCAUGACUGAAGAUGUGGUGAGACUAGAUUGUACUUAUGUGGGAACAAGUGAUUGCAAGAGGAUUGGUGUGAAGUUAAGGGAUUUGGUACCUUGUGUCCCAAUCUUAUUUAAGGAUGAGCAAAUCGUACUUUGGAGGGGAAAGACAGAUCGAGCUAGCUGCUGAACUGAACUGCUAAGCAAAGUCAUGUGAGAGCUUUUGACUCUGUUUUUACACUUCAUUUUGUGGACAUCUUAGCACCGUGAACCAUGAUUUCUAGUUAAAUGACUCAACGUUGUUUCCGGUGUGGAGCGCGUUAAUCUGCACUCAUUGUCUGAGAGACUGAACCUCAUAUUAGACGUUUUAGAGCUAGAUGAGAGUCAUAUUAGCUGACAAAAAACAUUAGCGAGUUUAUAAGCUUAUGUAAGGAGUGUCUGUAUUGCUAAAUUCGUUGUUAAUAAAAUCCGUUUACUGUUGCGGAUGGUUGCAACUUGCAAGUUACC
Amaranthus tricolor (Joseph's coat) is the source of this 1869-nucleotide messenger RNA. RefSeq names its product CRS2-associated factor 2, mitochondrial. Bases 485 to 1552 code for a protein of 355 amino acids. Lineage: Eukaryota; Viridiplantae; Streptophyta; Magnoliopsida; Caryophyllales; Amaranthaceae. Gene Ontology annotation, biological process: Group II intron splicing. Gene Ontology annotation, molecular function: RNA binding. The transcript has 5 exons. The record is from RefSeq and is a predicted model, not a curated record.